Molecule: messenger RNA, 3212 nt
Organism: Nicotiana tabacum (common tobacco)
Lineage: Eukaryota; Viridiplantae; Streptophyta; Magnoliopsida; Solanales; Solanaceae
Source: RefSeq, a predicted model, not a curated record
CUGGGCUAGCCAUCUAAAAACGAAAUUUCACGCAAAUUAAAGGUUUUCUCUACGCUUAAUCUUAAAAUUAUUUAAGGCCACUAAAAUCUCCAACACAUCUUGCUCAAUAUAUAAUAGCGCUGACUCUUCACAAAAUCAUCAGAAUUCACGCAACUCCCGCUUCUUUCUCUCUUUCAGCAUCGAAGAAAGUUGAUUUCUUGGAAGUGGGGUUUAUGUAUAGAUUCAUGUACAGUAAUAUAUAGAGAGAAAGAGGGUAAUAAUGGAAGAUCAAGGUGAUAUAGAGAAUGAAGGAGGAGGAGGAGGAAUUGGGGUGAUGAUAAUGGAAAAUGGCAAAGAUUUGGAGAGGAAUAUUUCAGCGGUUUCUGAGAGCGGUGUUAGACAGCCAUUGCUUAGUUCUAAAAGCAGAGUCAAUAAUACCUCACAAAUUGCUAUUAUAGGAGCCAAUGUUUGCCCCAUUGAAAGUCUUGAUUAUGAGAUUAUUGAAAAUGACCUUUUCAAGCAAGAUUGGAGAUCUAGGAAAAAGGUUCAGAUAUUUCAAUAUAUAUUCCUAAAGUGGACACUUGUGCUUCUUAUUGGAUUGAGUGUAGGGCUUGUUGGUUUCUUCUUAAACAUAGCAGUGGAAAAUAUUGCUGGCUUCAAGCUUCUGCUCAUUAGUGACUUAAUGCUUCAGGACAAGUAUUUCCGUGGAUUUGCUGCUUAUGCGUGUUGCAAUUUGGUUCUUGCGACUUGUGCUGGAAUCCUAUGUGCAUUUAUUGCACCAGCAGCUGNUGUUUCCAUAUUUGAGCACCUUGGUGAUAGGUCAUUCCUGGAAACACAAAUUCUUAAACAUCCGCAGAUAUUUGGUUCUGCUUUGGGUGUUUCUGCUGGAUUCGUUGUUGGGAAGGAAGGACCCAUGGUCCAUACUGGCGCUUGCAUAGCAAACUUACUUGGACAGGGCGGCUCCCGCAAGUAUCAUCUGACUUGGAAGUGGCUGAAGUAUUUCAAAAAUGACCGUGACCGUAGAGAUUUGAUUACUUGUGGUGCUGCAGCUGGUGUUGCAGCUGCUUUCCGAGCCCCAGUCGGCGGUGUUCUUUUUGCUCUUGAAGAAGUAGCCUCAUGGUGGCGAAGUGCUCUUCUUUGGAGGACCUUCUUCUCGACUGCUGUAGUAGCUAUGGUGCUCAGAUCUUUCAUUGUAUUCUGUCGGAGCGGGAAAUGUGGACUAUUUGGUCAAGGAGGUUUGAUAAUGUUUGAUGUGAAUUCAGGAGCACCUAAUUAUAACACUAUAGAUGUACUGGCAGUGUUGUUAAUUGGAGUUCUUGGAGGCCUUCUUGGAAGCCUUUAUAAUUAUCUUGUGGACAAGGUCCUCCGGACUUACAGCAUCAUUAAUGAGAGGGGUCCUGCUUUCAAAGUCUUGCUCGUAAUGACCAUUUCAAUCCUGAGUUCUCUUUGCUCGUAUUGUCUACCGUGGUUUGCAACUUGCACACCAUGUCCUGUAGGCUUGGAGGACAAGUGCCCUACUAUAGGUCGCUCUGGAAACUAUAAGAAUUUCCAAUGUCCAGCUGGGCAUUACAAUGAUCUAGCCUCCCUGUUUAUGAAUACCAAUGACGACGCCAUCCGCAAUUUGUUUAGCUCAGAUAAUUCCAGCGAAUUCCACCUCUCUUCACUUUUUGUCUUCUUUGCUGGGGUAUAUUGCCUUGGCGUCGUUACCUAUGGAAUUGCUAUUCCCUCUGGGCUGUUCAUUCCCGUCAUACUUGCUGGUGCUUCCUAUGGACGUUUUGUUGGGACUGUCUUGGGUUCGAUAUCCAAUCUUAAUAACGGUCUCUUUGCUCUCCUUGGUGCUGCCUCCUUCCUCGGGGGUACUAUGAGGAUGACUGUAUCCAUCUGUGUCAUACUACUUGAGCUCACCGAUGACCUGCUAAUGCUUCCAUUGGUGAUGCUUGUGCUCCUUGUUUCAAAGACUGUGGCCGACUGUUUUAACAAGGGUGUCUACGACCAGAUUGUGAAAAUGAAAGGCUUGCCUUAUUUGGAAGCACAUGCCGAACCAUACAUGAGGCAAUUAGUUGCAGGAGAUGUUUGUUCAGGGCCUUUAAUUACAUUCUCAGGUGUUGAGAAGGUAGGGAACAUAAUACAUGCUUUGAAGUUUACUAGACACAACGGAUUUCCCGUGAUUGAUGCACCGCCAUUCUCAGACGCACCAGAGUUCUGUGGACUUGCUCUAAGGUCGCACCUACUUGUUUUGCUCAAAGGAAAGAAAUUCACGAAACUAAGUGUAUUGAGCGGCUCCAGUAUUUUGAGGAGUUUUCAUGCGUUUGAUUUCGCUAAGCCAGGAUCAGGGAAGGGGCCUAAGCUCGAGGAUUUGUCCUUCACUGAUGAGGAGAUGGAAAUGUAUGUAGAUCUCCAUCCUGUCACAAAUACAUCUCCAUACACAGUAGUGGAAACCAUGUCUCUGGCCAAAGCUGCAAUCCUUUUUCGACAACUUGGUCUUAGACACUUGUGUGUUGUACCAAAAAAGACUACCGGGAGGGAUCCAAUCGUUGGAAUUUUGACAAGGCAUGACUUUAUGCCAGAGCAUAUAAAGGGACUGUACCCACAUUUGGUCCAUCACAAGUAGCAGAGAGAAACUAGCUCUUCCAACAGGCAAUCGGGCAACCAUUAUUUGGGGAGUGUUAUACACACAUUCCACAUUGAGCUCUGUACACAAUCUUCCCAAAUUUUCUCAUUGACAAAAUUGAAUUUAGUAGUCUCAAUUAGAGCAAAAAUUCUCCCUUACUUUGAAUUAUUGAACUUUCUUGUUUUUGGUGGUUUAACAAAUAGUAUUGCAUAGAUGAUCUCAAUAACACAUCAAGUAAUACAGUGGUCGGUCUCUGAUAAUACAACCAAUGCCCCAAGAAGAUGGACACGGACAUUUUUGGAAAUUAAGUACGUUAUAAACUCUCGUGAUUUAAGACAAGAUAGCUCUAAAGGAAGAGUCUUCAAGCCGUCACUAGUCGAGGUGUCAACAACCGAUGAUGUCGAGCACCGUUGACAAAACUGUAACGGCUAGUUUUCAAAAUAUGAUAUUAAAGGGAAUAUUCUAGUGGAUAUUCUCUUAGAGUACUAUUAGGGUUUUGUUAAGAAAAUGUUUGAUAGAAAUAGAAAAGGAGAGAAUGGUGGAAGGGGGAUAUUCAUUUUGUAAGAACACACUUUGACAAAAGAUUCUCUCACUACAAUACAAACAAUACCUUUUUCACCAA